This is a messenger RNA of Colletotrichum acutatum, 1132 nucleotides long. RefSeq names its product Tim17/Tim22/Tim23/Pmp24 family-domain-containing protein. The transcript is spliced from 9 exons. Gene Ontology annotation, molecular function: transmembrane protein transporter activity. The coding region runs from base 173 to 640 and encodes 155 amino acids. Gene Ontology annotation, biological process: protein import into mitochondrial matrix. Gene Ontology annotation, cellular component: TIM23 mitochondrial import inner membrane translocase complex; mitochondrial inner membrane. NCBI's taxonomy places the organism in Eukaryota, Fungi, Ascomycota, Sordariomycetes, Glomerellales, Glomerellaceae. The record is from RefSeq and is a predicted model, not a curated record.
CCUGACCCGCCGUAGCCACCCAAGCAUCACCAAAAUCGCAUCUCGAACCUGGUUUUUCACCAUCCACGUCAACCACCAUCCAGCGAAGCCACACCGAACCGUCGCGUCUUUAAGCUCCCAGCUUCACGCCAACCAUCUCACGGCCUCCCGACCGCACAUCAAAACUUUCACAAUGGACCACACCCGCGAUCCCUGCCCCUGGGUCAUCCUCAAUGACUUUGGCGGUGCUUUUGCUAUGGGAGCUAUCGGUGGAACGGUAUGGCACGGUAUCAAGGGCUACCGUAACUCGCCCUAUGGUGAGAGAAGAAUCGGUGCCAUCUCAGCCAUCAAGAUGCGCGCUCCCGUACUGGGAGGAAACUUUGGAGUUUGGGGAGGUCUUUUCUCAACAUUCGACUGCUCCGUAAAAAGUCUUCGUGGACACAAGGAGGAUCCUUGGAACAGUAUCGCCGCUGGUUUCCUCACAGGUGGUGCGCUAGCCAUCCGUGGAGGAUACAAGGCCGCCCGAAACGGUGCCAUUGGUUGCGCGCUGCUUCUUGCUGUCAUCGAGGGUGUCGGUAUCGGUUUCCAGAAGAUGUUCGCGGGUAGCACAAAGCUGGAGAUGCCCGCGCCUCCUCCUUCCGACGAGAGAGCUCUUGCAUAAACGAUCGAUCCUUCACGAAGCAACCAUUUUACCGACGAACGGCGUGUGAUCGAGGCGACCGCCUUGCCGACGAAAUGAAUAACUCGGACCCCUCUCUACUCCUCAACGUUCGAAGCCUGUUUUUUGUCCUUUCGACAAGGGCUCGACAAUUUGUUUUCCACAUCACAAGGGAGCGAAGCAAUUCGAUCCCGUUUUUGUAAUCCAUUGAAAAAAUCGCAACAUCGGAGAGGGUGGCGUUAUAUGUAGAAUAGGGGCAAAAAGUUUGCACCAGUCGCCUGAGACUGGACUCGAGAUGAGGGGCGGACAGCCAUCAUGAUCUUAGAGGGGGGCUUCCAACUCACCAAAGACGAAAGGCGGCUUCCGUAGGCAGCAUGGUCGGGCAAAACCUGCAUUUCUCGAUAUGGCUGGGGUUUUGGAUCCGAGGAGAGAGACAGUCUCUUCUCCCUUUUUUGACACGAGUACUGAACCUGUGUGGGAUAGAGGUGUUCAUAA